Monoraphidium neglectum is the source of this 267-nucleotide messenger RNA. Its product is annotated as pyrroline-5-carboxylate reductase. Gene Ontology annotation, molecular function: pyrroline-5-carboxylate reductase activity. Gene Ontology annotation, biological process: L-proline biosynthetic process. The transcript is spliced from 3 exons. The record is from RefSeq and is a predicted model, not a curated record. Lineage: Eukaryota; Viridiplantae; Chlorophyta; Chlorophyceae; Sphaeropleales; Selenastraceae. Bases 1 to 267 code for a protein of 88 amino acids.
AUGAUCGAGGCCCUCGCGGACGGCGGCGUGCGCGCGGGCCUGCCGCGCGACGUGGCGCAAGCGCUGGCGGCGCAGACCGUGCUGGGCAGCGCCAAGAUGGUGCUGGACACCGGGAAGCACCCCGGGGCCCUCAAAGAUAUGGUCACAAGUCCUGGUGGCACCACUAUCGCUGGUGUGCACGAAUUGGAGAAGGGGGGCGUGCGCGCCGCAUACAUGUCGGCCGUCGUGGCGGCCACAAACCGCGCCAACGAGCUCAGCAAAAUGUGA